GGGGUGCUGCACUAGGAACCCCACCUCCGGGAGAAAGGCACCACGAGGUCAUCUGUUUACUCUGGGAUUAGCGGCUCCCCGCGGGAGUUCUUUUCCUACGAGAUGAAAAGAAAGCGGACAAUCUGUCAGGUAAACAGGCCGCAUUGUUCCCAGCCAUGUCGGGGGCCCCUUUGUGGGCCGGGCCUUUGAGAUCGGUUGCUCCCUUGCACAGGGAGAGAGCUUACUUAAAGGGAAUGGAACGGAAUGGGAGGCCCCAGCUGGUGGGCAGGUCGCCUGCUGCUGAUACAGGGAGGGACAGAGGGCUUGGACAAUUCCGGCUUUUCCUUAGCUGCUCUCCUUGCAAGCCCCUUCCUCCCCAUGGGUCUCUUGAUGAGUCCAACAAGACAGGCACGGAGCCCGAUCUCACAGAUGGGGAAGCUGAGGCCAGCGGCAGCUUCCCCCCCCCGCACAGAAGAGAGCUCCUGGCAUUCCAGCAGCGGGUGGCUGGAAGAAAACCAGGGACCUGGUCUAACCACCUCACUCUUCAGAUGGGGAAUAGCUGGAGACACAGGAAUUGGCAGAGCACGAUUUCUGCACUGGAGGCUUCCCCAUGUAUCCCUGCUGGGUAGCGGGGAACUUGGGAGCCACGACCAUCCCCACCAGUGGGCUGUCAGUUUUAUGGAUUCCCAGAAUAUUUAACAGCUGAGUGGAUGGGACUGGUCAAGGCCGGCCUGUUUCCUCCCACAUCUACCCAUAAGGUAUCUUCCUGGGAAGCAGGGAAGACAGUGCAAGCCCCGCCCCGCAAGAGCCAGGGCACUGUCCUGAGCCUCAUCCCUGGAGGGCAGCAAUGGACCAUCCACGUGUCUAAGCCCCCAUCACCAGCCGGGGCCCCAGUGACUCAGAGCCUGCUCUUCCUGAACUCGGCAGGAAGAAAACUGAAGGCCCGAAAGCCCCAGCCACACUAUGACCUGGAGGGACACAGGCCAGCCUCCAAGGUGGCCGGCCUCCUGUACUCCAGUGCUGAGUACUCUCCUCUCAUGGUGGAUCAGAGCUGGUCUACCGGACCAAAUCUCGGCGCUCCCUGCCAAGCAGCCCUGGCCGGCCAGGCUGCCGGCUACCUGCACAUGCCGGGUUCUGGAGCCUUCGGCGCCCGUGCGCCCCCCUGCCCCCGCGCCGUGAUUGAUAUCUUGAUUAGGCGCCAGGAGUUGGCGGACCAGGUGUUACCUCGGCGCGGGCUGGAGGCGGCGCGCUCUGCGAACCCGGCCCUGAAAGGCGCAGGCAUGUUCCGCGGCAGCAAUGAGCCUUUGUUUGCCUUGGCAGCGCCGCGGCCUCCCUGGGGCCGGCCCCAUAAAGGGUUUCUGUUCGGGCUGGAGGACUCAUUGUCAAAAAAUUGUCCCUCGAAAAAUUAG
Molecule: messenger RNA, 1388 nt
Organism: Mandrillus leucophaeus (drill)
Lineage: Eukaryota; Metazoa; Chordata; Mammalia; Primates; Cercopithecidae
Source: RefSeq, a predicted model, not a curated record